Messenger RNA from Amoebophrya sp. A25, 4276 nucleotides. The record is from the annotation of a GenBank genome assembly. NCBI's taxonomy places the organism in Eukaryota, Dinophyceae, Syndiniales, Amoebophryaceae.
GGUUGAUGAGGCGACAAGCUGCUCGGCCAGACUAUCCACCGAUGAUCACCUCCAUCUUCACGACUUCCUCUUUCAUCUUCUCCCUAUAAUUUCGAAAAAGAUAAACCGACAUUUUCUUGUUCUCUUUCAUUUCAGGGACCAAUCACGAAAUUACAACUACAACAAGAAUCAAUCAGAGAGGUAGACAGAGGCAUAUGGAAGAGAAGAUCACAUUGUCCUAGUAGAACCUGCUCACAAUAAGCUAAUCCUUUUAAUACCGAAGAAGUUGUUAUAAUAGAACAGAAGGAACACGACCAACACAGCAGCUCAUUCAACAACAUCAUGGUCGAGAUACGUGCUCGUUCUCCGCCUGCUCGAGGAAGUGGUCGGCAGUAUGGAUCACACAAGAAUGGCAUGAAAAGCGGAGGCGGAUAUGGAGUUAUGACAAAGUGAAGAAGAAAAGAUGAGAGAGACUUCUUAGUAGUUCUUAAUUGAUACUGAUGUAGUGUCUCAGUCAUGUAUCCUAGGUGGUUAGUUUUAAUUUCUAUCAUGUAUCUUAGGUUAGUUUUAAUUUCUCUCAGGUUACUAGUCACUCAAUCUUCUUCCAAUUAAUUACUGACCGAGUUUUCAAGCAUCCCUUUGUUUUGUUCGUCCGCUUUUCCCCUUGAUAUUGAUCAAGACAGGGAGAAUGACAGCUCCCCUGUUCAUCUUGAUACAACCGAUUAAGGACGACACGAAAUGACCAUGAUGUCCGCGGCAAGGUGGAACAUGAUCAUGAAAAUAACCGUUUUUACCUGAGCCCCCUUUCUCUCAUUCUAACAAAUGUCUCGGUGGUUACAACAGUGCUCAUGCGUCUUAUGGUGCCAGUUUUUCGAGUAAGGGAACGACAAUCCAAGCAACCGGACAAUGGCCUCGCGACGAGCUUAAUGACGAUGGAGGGAUUGUCUCCAAAGAUUGGGUACUUGUUAAUAUAAGGAAGUUGGUUCAUCUUAAUAAUUUCUUGUUCUUUUGCACUUCCACGACCUGCUUCUUUUCUGCCACUUGCUUCUUUUCCACGACCUGCUUCUUUUCUGCCACUUGCUUCUAUCUUUACACCGCCUGCUUCUUUUUCACCACCUGCCACAGACAUACAAGCAAGAAGAAGAGCGUGUGUGGAAGAUACUGAAGAGGAAGAUGACCAGCCCUUUUCGCGAUGGCAAGUGGACUAAAAUAUCCGCCACCAUUGUUACAGGACUGCUCAUCUGGCUCUGCACUGCUGCCUACAUGAUGGCGUGGACGUAUCCCUUAAGGCCAAUACUUAAUAGAUGAGUUGUAUUAGAAAUCUACUAACAACUUCUCCUUCUCCAGUUGUUUUUGUUUGAUUAUCGAUCUCACUGUGGUGCUCAUCUGGAACGCCGCGUGUUAUUUCUUUUUUUUGUAGUACUAGUAGUGGAAAAUAGAGGAAUUUCGAGCGAAAUAGGAAAAGGAGUGACCCUCUUCAAUCGAGGAAAGGGGACUCUGAAAGAUCACGAGGAUGAUGAAAACUAAAAUUGAAACUACUCUACUGCAACCUCUAAAGAAGCCGCAUCCAGUAAAAACCCGAAACUGGCCGUGUCAUUACAUCCACUCCCUUCCGAACGUUGUCAUGCGAGCAGGCGGUACAACUUCAAGCACUUGACUACAGAAGAAAAACUCGAUGAUGCAGGUCACACUGUGGACAGCGAACCACCUCCUAUCCUAUCCUAAACAAAGAUUACAACUUGAAUACGGCAAUAAGGGUCCCUAGUUUUUUAUCUAUCCCAGCACAGGCAAUCAUGGAAUCCCACACGACAACUUUUCAUCUAUCCUACAAUUCAUUGCAUUCCACCUAUCAACAUCCAUCAUCUAGUUAGUAAUGACUACCAACGCCCCUCUUCAUCUAGUAAAUAGAAAUAUCGUACUAAAAUCACAACGCCCACAGUCAUUCCGAUCCCGCUUAGUUUGACCUACAUGGUUGCCGGUGUAGGCCGAUUUCCGUGUACGACGUUUUUUAACAUGUUCUGCUGCUUUUGCCAUCUCUUCUGCGGUUUCUGCCUCUGGUUCAUCGCGGUAGCCGACGAAUUGUUAAGGCCAGAAAAUUUUGAUUUUGUUUUCAUCGUAGUACAGAUCGCGCAUUAAUAGCUCUAGUAGACACAUCAUCAUCGCUAGAAUUACGUGCUUGGAUUGAUGAGGUAGAUGAAAUUUGUAACUCCAGCUUCUAACCUUUCCAGGCAUGGACCAAGUAACAGAUGCGUACGGGAUCCGAAGCUACACGCCAUUUCACGCAGUCUCAGCGACAACUGGAUACACGCUAAUUGAGAUUGCGCGUGAUUUCUCAUCACUCAUGUGCAUCGCAGAUGCCGUCAUCAUCACGCACUUUUACAAGCAGUGGAAAAAACAGAACGUACAACUCCUGCUUUUUUUUCUCGUUGUAAAAUAAAAGAAUUGAGCAUGGAAUUGUGGUUUUUGUUUACAACACUGAAAUUCUCAUCGUGGUUAAUCAAUGCUCCUGUAAGAACUCGCAUGAUGUUUCUCCGAGGAUAAUUAUGAAUUAAAAAAUGUCCAAGAAUAUUCAGCAGAUUCACUGACUUUACUUUCAUGAAUCACCCAAUCACAUCUUCAGUCUGAGCGAGAGGUUGAGGAUUCACAGAGGAUGGCCCAGAUAGUGAUUGAAUCAGUCGAAAACCGCAAAAAUGGUGUGCCAUUAAACGAGGCUACGCAAAGAGAAUUAGCUCUCUUCCAACGCCGACAGUGGACUCAGAAAGCAUUCCAGAAACUCGUUUUUCUCCUGCAGAUAAUUGCAGUCCUGUCGAUCAUGCAGAUAUUUAGUAUUUUAUGGCUCAAAAUCAAAAACAACAUCUUCAACAUCGGAUUCUAAUUCUAAACCUGUAGGAGACGUCGCAGCUGUUCUCUUUCCCAGAACGUACGAGCUUUGACUUACUUAUCUGAAUCUCUACUUCUCAUUGUCUGACCCCCUCCCUAGGCACAUCUCUACUCCGCUUUCUUUCUCUUUCUCUGUCUCUCUCUCCUACCCCUACGACCUCUCUUCUAUUUUUAAAUGUACGACCCAGCACAUCAUCGAUCACGACCUGUAUCUGAAUCUCUCCUCUUCCACGUUCUAAUGCUCUUCCACGUUCUGCACGAUCACGGAGCGCAUAACUGGGUAUUUGUUAAGCUUCGACUAGUCGAAAAAGAAGGUCAUCCUUACGAGUUUCAAGCACCACUCCUAAUCGACCUGAUGUGGACACUGGGUUACUUCUACCUCGGUACAUUUAUACCAUUCGCGGUUGCGCAGUGCUAUGAUUAAACCUCCAUAAGAAGUACAGCGUUGUUUAACUUUGUUUAACGUUCAGUAUGAUGAUAUGAAUAUGAUGUUGUGAGAACUGAACAGUGGGGUUUUUUAACUCUACUGUAGUGAAGACGUUACGUGGAAAAACCUCGAGGGAAUAAGGCUGAGACCAUGCUGAUCGUGCCUAUUCUUGAGUAAAUUCAAAAGUAGUUAACGACUGGCAUUUGUGCAUUUUAGAUGAGAUUCAAAUUCCUAGAAGUAAAGUACUUAACCAUUAUAGACGUAGUCCUGGCAUUACAUGAUGACCGACGAUAAAACAUAAUCUUCGACCUCAUACAAGUAAUCAUGAUCAUAUUUGCAUGUUGAAAUUACUACGUGAUUUCUAGUACACGACUUAUCUCUACGAGAACAACUCUAUGAUCCAUGCUGCAGAGCAUCUAGUAGUACCCAGAAGAGAUUUUUAGAAGAGAAAGACUGCUAAUGUAGUCAGUCGCCGUGCACAGAAACAUUAGAAUCCAAUAGUACCCUACGUACAUUGGCAUUGCAUAUUACCCAGCACUCAUCAUGUAAAGUUGAAUAGAUACUUCUUAUUCUUGUACACUUACACUCUCUGAGCUUGCCUAAUCUUAACGAGACAGCAUUUUCUGCUCCCUCCCUCCGAAUCCAAUAAAUAUGAUAGAUUUUCACCUCGAACAAGGACGGUUGCGUUAAUUCGCUCGAGUAUGCAGGUAAAACUGUGGACGGCGGACUGAAUCCUAAUGCUAAUCCUAAGGACGGUCUCUAUAUCCAUGCAUAUUCGAUGCCCACAUCGAAAAAGCACUCACAUUCAUCACCACAUUGAUUCCACAUCGCCAUAGCCAGUCACAUUUGCUCACCACAAAUCGAGACAGACAAGAAAUGUCAAGAUGCAACUAUGCCACGAAGAGCGAUCAAAGUCGUAUCAUGAAGGAGAAGUUGUAAAGAACAUCUCAAUUAUCAAGGAGAAUUCAAUUCUCACGACUACACACUCAC